AUGGCUAAUCAGAUCCAGUACAAGCCUGGUGAUAAGAUAUUUGCUAAGAUGAAGGGUUAUCCACACUGGCCAGCCAGAAUUGAUGAGCUGCCAGAAGGAUCUCCCAUACCUAAAGGAAAGUUUCCUAUCUUUUUCUAUGGUACUCACGAAACGGCUUUCUUAUUACCUAAAGAUAUUUUUCCAUAUGAUAAGUAUGUAGAUAAAUACGGUAAACAGAAUAAACGUGUUGGUUUUAAUGAAGGCCUGGAAGAAAUUAUCCAUAACCCUUCUGUUAAAUUUCAAGGGGUAGGUCAUAUAUAA
This is a messenger RNA of Lottia gigantea (owl limpet), 300 nucleotides long. RefSeq lists its product as hypothetical. The transcript is spliced from 3 exons. Bases 1 to 300 code for a protein of 99 amino acids. Gene Ontology annotation, molecular function: double-stranded DNA binding; transcription coregulator activity. The record is from RefSeq and is a predicted model, not a curated record. Gene Ontology annotation, biological process: regulation of transcription by RNA polymerase II. NCBI's taxonomy places the organism in Eukaryota, Metazoa, Mollusca, Gastropoda, Lottiidae. Gene Ontology annotation, cellular component: nucleus.